UGCCAACGAAGCUUCCAACGUCAAAUUGUGCCGGAGGAAUAAAUAUUUUCAAGCGUUAAUUACAAAGAAAAGCAUACAAGUGAUAGCUUAGCUGCAACAAAAAGGCAUUUUGGUAGUGCCUACUCUACCGGUAGUCUAGAGAAAAUUGUUUAUCACAAAGCACAGCAAGAGCAACAGAGCCACAGUUUGUUAAGCCGGCUCGGACAAAAGCCUUUCCCCCAGAACGAUGGCAGUGCAACAGAACGAAAAUGAAGAAAAGAUCAACGUCCGUGAUCGGCUUGUGGAUAACGUGCUGGAUCUAAGUCUGAUGAACAUUUCUAAAGUGCCCGUGCAAGAAAUCAAACCGCUACGUCGUGCCACUGUGCUGGAUCUUUCCAGCAAUCGCAUCACUAUCAUCGAGAGUAAUUUUACCGACCUCACGCAACUGACCCAGAUCGACCUCUCCAAAAACCGCAUCACCUCGAUCUGCGACGAUUUCGGUCUGCUAACGAACCUGCGACGCUUGGAUUUGUACAAGAACCAAAUCACGAAGCUGCCGCUUACGUUUGGUCGGCUGAAGAACCUCAAGUAUCUUGACCUGAAGGAGAACCCACUUAAUCCAACCUUUAAAAAGCUCAUCGGAACAUGUAGCGAUACCAGCGAUUGCCUAGUGGCUGCUUCACGUGCCGUGGAUUUCAUGAAGCAGGUCGAACGGCGUGUGGUGGACGACCGAGCCAAGGAGCGAAAGAUGCGCGGAGAAAAGCAGCCGGAAAAACAAAAUCUGGAACAGAAAAAUGGUGCGGAGGACGUGGAAAGCCCGGCAGUCGAUGAGCAAAAGGUUGAAAAAGCGAAACGCAGACGAAAGCAGACGGCCUCCCAAGCGGAGUGUUCUAAUGCUAGUCAGCCCAAAACGAAGUCUAAAGCAGGAACGAAAUCAUCCGGUCAGGUUGCGGACUCGCCAGGGGGGCUGCGACACUCCUUUCUAUUUUGGCUGUCGAUGUUAGUAUUGCUGGUUGGUUCGUAUAUGCUCUUUGGGAAGUAUUACGACGUGUUGCCAAUGAUGACGCAGGAUGGAACGUUCCGGGAAGCACGUGAAACCAUUCUCGAAGAAUACAUCAAAUAACGGCCCCGGGUUCUCAAUAUUGUGCACUUAUUAAAUAAACCUAGAGCAAAUCCUCGUGGUACGAGAGACCUUUGAAAAGCCUAUAUUUUUGACUAUGCCCGUGUGUAUUCCAUACAUUUAUAAAAUGUUGAAUAGAAUGAUCACUUGUAUUGUACAAGCCGCUUAUCUUACACAAUGCAGUUUGAGCGCUGUUUGGCACGCGUGUCGUGUUUUUAAAACUGAGCUUCGGCUCAACAAAUAAGGCACAUUAAACCUUUUACGCUGCAAAUUUUCCUGGUCAUGCUCUGGUGGGCUGGCAUGUCAUGGCAAGGAGGGAAUCAAGUAGAGUAGGCCGGACACAGCAUCCCAAAUAGUGAUGAACUUAAGACAAACCAACUCAAGCAUGUCUCAAAAUGGUAACAAAGAUAAAUAUAUUGAAACGUAAUUUAAUGCUCUAAAA
This is a messenger RNA of Anopheles stephensi (Asian malaria mosquito), 1541 nucleotides long. Its product is annotated as leucine-rich repeat-containing protein 59. Gene Ontology annotation, molecular function: protein binding. Bases 227 to 1102 code for a protein of 291 amino acids. The transcript is spliced from 3 exons. Lineage: Eukaryota; Metazoa; Arthropoda; Insecta; Diptera; Culicidae. The record is from RefSeq and is a predicted model, not a curated record.